AUUGUUUUAUUUUCUCUUUAUGCAUUCGUUUUUCUUGAAUUUUUUGUUUCGAUCGGAAUACCGGGUUUUCACCGAAAAUAUCGAUAGAUAGUUCAUGUUUUUUGCCAUUCCUAGCAUUUAUUUCGGCGCGUAUAUUUCAUUUACAGUUGUGUCGGUCGUUCCAUUUUUUCUUGUUUUAUUAGUUUUGUUUUCGAAUGAAAAACUAAGAUGGACUUUGACGCCGCAAAGGAAAACAUCCAGCCUUUGGCCAGCGGUCGCAAUGUGAGCUUGCUGCAGGCGUCCCUCUCCCAGGACCCCACACAAAGCCAGGAGCUGCUGGCGCAGCGCAAGCAAAUGGAAAAGGACGUGCACACAUACACUGGCAAUGAUCCGCUGGAGCCGUGGUAUACGUACAUCUGCUGGAUUGAGCAGAGCUAUCCGGCGGGCGGCACCAGUUCUGGCCUGCAGACGGCCCUCUACCAAUGCCUGACCAAAUUCGAGCAGGACGAGCGCUACAGACAGGACAGGCGGCUCAUCAAGCUCUUCAUCAAAUUCAUGAAGAAUCAGGAGGAUCAGAUCGAGUGCUACCAGCAGCUGUACAACAGCGGAAUCGGCACAAUGCUGGCGGACUUGUACAUUGCCUGGGCAUAUUGCUACGACCUGAGCGGCAACAUGCGCAAGGCCGAUGAGAUCCUCCGCCUGGGCCUCUCCUGCCGGGCCGAGCCGCUGGAAGAGUUGAAGGAGGCCCAUCAGCAUUUCAACUACGCGGUUGCUCAGCGCAUGCUCUAUUCCGAUGGUGAUGAGGCCAAUGCUGCGACCCAAGAGCUGAAUGAGCGUCGUAUGGCGCUGCAGUCGCUGCAUGGUCAACGGAAGAGAAGCAGCAACACCAUCACAGUGGGCAGUGUACGCACUGGUGCAGCGGUCAAGAGCCAGAUGCCGGGCGUGGUGCAGGCGGAUGCUCCCAGCACAAGCCGCAUGCGCAAUGCCGGUCGCAAUGUGGAGGUCUUCAACGAUGAGAACACCGAUUUCAAUGUCCCGCCACCAGUCGAGCCGGAAGUGAAGUCCAGCUUACGUUCGAUCAUCGACGCGGCCCGUGAUCAGGAGAAUCUUAAGGAGCCGGUGGCUUGGAACAAGGCCCACGUCAAGCCUCACAAGCCUGGCAAGAUCUUCGGCUGCAAUGCCGCUCCAGACCUGGCCUUCGACAUACACGUGGAUGAACAGAAACUGCCGCCCAUCACCAACUACGAGCGCCACAUUGACAAACCGUUCAAGUUUCCGCCCAACUUUGUGGCGAAAAAUAAGCCGCAGGAGGCCUGGAUAACGCCAGUAACCAUUGAGGAUGAGCCCAACACAAACGGCCUGCCGUGCUACCAGAAGUGCAUGCUGUACCCGCGCCCCAACCUGGAGUUCUCCCCAGAGGAGUACCGCGCCUAUUGCUUCCUGAAGCGUCGAGAUCCCCAGCACGCAUUCGUGCUGCGCAACGAUGAGUGGUGGGGCACGGGCAACACCUUGAAGGGAGUGCGUCGCUAUCCGAAUUUUGCUAGUGUCUCCAAGCCGCAGCCGCUGGACGAGUUGGAUAAGUACUUCAAGCCGCCCCCUGUUCCGGGUCUGCAGGUCGUGUUUGACAAGCUCUACAACGACGAGGAACAGCAGGAGUACCAGGCGGAGGAGCUCCUGGCGGCCAAGUGGCUGGAGAAGCGGAAUGUUACGGUGCACGGCAGCUUUGACAUGGAGGAGACUGUAUGCCUGCCCGGCAAUAAGAUGCCGCGUCGCAAGAGCUUCUUCCCUCCGGCCCAGCAGGGUUCGUCCAGGAAAUCCAUGAUGCCGCCACGUGUGUCCAUGGUCCAGGAGGAGGAUGAUGCCGUCGAACAGGAGACAGCUGCAGCUAUAGCUUCAGUGCCUUCUCCUCCUCUAGUUGUACCGCAGCCGAAAAUAGUGCCGAUAGUUGAAAUCUUUGAAGAUUCGGAUCCUACUCCCGUCCCCAAGGAAGAUGAAGAUAACUUUGCGAAGCCUGCCCCACCGCUGCACAAGAUCGAGAUAUACCAAGAUACAGAAGAUCCGAUCCAGCCGUCGAACUUAAAACCCCCCAAAAGUGCCUUUAACGAUGCGGACGAGACCUGCUCCACCCAAAUGUUCAACAUGUUCAUUCCGAACCAGGCGGUGAGCACGCCCAAGGGCCCCCAAAAGCAGGCACCGGCGCGACAGUUUGGCACCGUCCUCAAGGAGCUGCCUCCGGAUCCUGAGGAAGCUGUUUCUCCGGCAGCUGCGCCAGAAGAGUCCCCAGGGGAGACCAACUCGCCGAAUCUGCGCAAGCAACUCUCGACGAUAUUGGAGACCUCGGAACACGGCACCCACAGCUCGGGGGCCACGACGACCAAGUCCACCCUUACAUCCACAUCCAGCUCUCCGGGAUCUCACACGGCCGUGGCGCUCUCCAGCCGGAGUGCGAGUGAGGAGUGCACUCCAGCAGCAGCGCGCCUGCAGCGUUUGGGUGCCUCUGAGCUGUCCACAGUCGGCGAGGAGCCCGAUCGUCAGUAUGGUGGGAACUUUUCGCGUCGCGAACUCUGGGAACCCAAUGCUCCCAGCGUGCCGAUGAUGAAGUCCCUGCACUUCGAGGAGGACAAAACCGAGACCAUACCGAGGCCGCUUGCCCGCUUCCAGGAGGAUAAAACUGAGACUCUGCCCAGGCUUCCGACUGUCAUGGCGGAAGUUUCGCUCCAUCAGCGAUCGGCGGUUGCUGCCUCGAGCCUGGCCCCGCAAUUGCCCCCGCUGGACGACGAGGACGACUUGUGUGGGAUGUUUGUGCAAACGCCGCCAAAGUUUAAGACAAUCGGCUCUCCGUUGCAGGGAAAUGCCGGCUCCAAGCGCAUCUGCGAUCAGACCACGCCAGAUUUCUUCGGCAAGUCCAUACGAGUGGCGUCGGAUGCCAAGAGUUCCUUUGCGAUGGCCAGUGGCCAACCGGCAGGCGCUCCCAGCAUCAGCAAGCUGGCGGACUCGUUUAUGACAGACCUCUCCUUUGUGGCGGAGACACAGCCUGUGCCAGUACAGUCCAUCUGCACGGAGAUGGCGAAGCCGAAGCCAGAGGCCGCGCCCAUGCAAAAGAAGUUUGAAAUUUUUCUGGAUGAGACCAUGCCAGAGCCAGCCGCUCCUUCCAGUGCUGCUGCCCGACGCAGCAGCUUUGCCUUGGACUGCACGCUGCCGGAGACGCAGAUGCCAUCACAGAAGGAUCCUGCCCACUUGAUGGCUGAUCUGAGCGUCUGUACUCCACCGCUGCCCGUUCCAGCUGCGGCCUCUGUUUCUAUGAGCAAUCAUCGCUCCUCUACUACUCUGAAGUUUCUUAGCGACUCUAUGUCCAAAUCCCUUAGGAAAUCCCCCAAGAAGAGUGUACCCGGUGGGGACAAGCAGUCGGGCGACUUCUUCGAGCUGAAUGCGGCCACAGAGAUGUUUGACACCAACAUAAGCAUGAUCAGGAACUCGACGCUGUUGCCGCCACCUGUUGCUGUUCCGGCCAGGCUCGAACUGCCUAAAGCGGAUGCGGAUGCGGAUGCAAAUGCAGAUGAAGACGCGGGAGAGAUGAGCAUCUACCAUAAAACGACUCCAUUGACCCCAAAGCAGUCGAACCAUUCUUGGGCUCAGGCAGAUUUUGAGUUGCCGAAGAACAAGGAAUUUGUCCAUCCCAAGGCGAACGUGGAUCAGUCAGUGCUGAACAGUACGAUGGCCGACAGCAAUUUGAAUCCGUUCAAUGUGGAUCUGAUCAACUCGCUGCUGGACUCCAUCGACUUCUCCAUGUACAUUCAGAAGCUGCCCCAUUGCCAGCUGGUGGGCACUGCCAAGCGACUGCAUCCGGGCACGCAGCUGGAGGUGCACGGCGAGAAAUUCGAGGUGGACAAGAUCAUUGGGAAGGGAGCCUACGGCUCGGUCUUCGUCGGACGGCACUGCAAGACGGGUAACAAGGUGGCCGUGAAGCAGGAGCGACCCACAAACUACUGGGAGUUCUACAUAGGCCUGGAGGUCCAUAGUCGCCUCACCAGCGAUCGAAUGAUCCCAGCCUUCAUGCACAUCGAUUAUGCCUUGGUGGGGAACAACUCCAGUGUCUACAUAUCGGAGUUCUCGGACUACGGCUCGCUAAUCAACGUGUGCAAUAAGUUCAAGAAGCACACCAACAAGAACCUCGACGAGUAUGUUGUGAUGCACAUGAGCUGCCAGCUGCUGGACAUUGUGGAUCAUCUGCACGCCAUGGGCAUCAUUCACGCGGACAUCAAGCCGGAUAACUUUCUGGUCAUGAGACCGUUAUGUGCGCAACCCAACGAGCUGAGCCUGAAGCUGAUUGACUUCGGCGUGGCCAUCGACACCAAGCUCUUUCCGGCCAAUCAGGCGUUCAAUUAUGUGCAUCACGAUGAAUCGUUCAAGUGCAUCGAAAUGCGCACAAAGCGCCCCUGGACGUAUCAGCUGGACUUGUUUGGUCUCGUGGGCGUCAUGCAUGUGCUGCUGUUUGGUCGCUACAUGGAGGUGGCCCAGCGGCAGCCGAGCAGCAUCUGGAUGCCCAAGACAGCCCUGCCGCGCUACUUCCAGCGUGAUACCUGGGAGACCAUUUUCCGGGGACUGCUCAACGUUCGCGACUGCCGCACCAUGCCCAAUAUGCAGCAGUUUCGCACGCUCUUCAAAUCCGAGCUUGUCGAAAAAGAGAAAUACGUGGCCGAGGCCAUAGGCAAAUUCAAUAUGAUACUGCAGCGAUAGGGAUUCGUUGUGUAUGUAGAUGUACAUAAGCAACGUGGAAGGCGCCUUCAUGUAGGCCUAUUCCGUAUCCUCUCUUGUACAUCUUUCCCGCCAAUACACUAGUUAACUAUAAUUAUAAGAUUACAUGGUUAUGAUAUGAA
This is a messenger RNA of Drosophila miranda, 4856 nucleotides long. RefSeq lists its product as uncharacterized. Bases 208 to 4716 code for a protein of 1502 amino acids. The record is from RefSeq and is a predicted model, not a curated record. Gene Ontology annotation, molecular function: ATP binding; protein kinase activity. The transcript is spliced from 5 exons. Lineage: Eukaryota; Metazoa; Arthropoda; Insecta; Diptera; Drosophilidae. Gene Ontology annotation, biological process: mitotic spindle assembly checkpoint signaling; meiotic sister chromatid cohesion, centromeric; protein phosphorylation.